AAGCAGCCCGUACAGUAUGCAGUUCUUGCUAUCUAGUACAAUACUGUUCGGCCAAAUGCCGCCGCAUGCAUUGGAGCACCCAUAUGAGAGAUUGCACACCCGGUCUGAUCAAGGCUUGGCGUCCAAACUGGCAUCUGGAAAAGCGAAAACCCAAAUACUUUGAACAACUCCCUGUGGCACUGAACUUUGGCGCCAGAUACCUUUGGGGCAAUCAUGCGGCGGUCGACAUACUACGGCUAGAAGAGAACGAGGGGGUAAAGUACCAAGGAGAUCUAGAUUUACUAUUCAUUGGUCUGUCGCCCAAUACUCGUUAAACCACGCCAUGUUAUCAUUCCCCCUUAGCUUACCAAUACCUAAUUAGGCUGUGGAGAUCUCAGAGACGUCAUGAUAACGGUCAACAAAAUCCCCCCCAGAUACCCCGGGAAAAUAAAGAUCGAAAUCAGAGAGAGAGAUUUGGAUAUUAUCAGCCGUAUAUAUAUGAUUAUAAACGCCCUCAUCCUCCCCGCUGACUCACCCCCUACCCCAGAGGAUAUCGUACACCUAUGGUACUCAGCGUUUAUGCCAGAAUCGCUCGACAAAUGGAUAAGGGGACCUUUUUAUAGGCACGUCGAGAAGCUAUGUCGGGAGGUGUACCAACGAUCUGAAGUACCGAAAAGAUUACUAGCAAACUUCAUUUAUCCUGAGGUAGAACUACCAAUCCCAUAUAGGUCAGACUCAGAUACCAUGGUGGAUCUCACAUUAAGUUUCCCGAAAUGGUUCCGUUUGAUACGCCUCCUGAGAAGAAAACCUGCAUGGAAAGAAGCUCGCGAAGCCCGCGAACUGGUAAUGGCAUGCCCCGAAAGACUCGACAGUAGACAACGUUAUCUAGCACGACAACCUUGUGGUGAGCGACCAUCUCAUGAGAAAUUCGCGUACGAUGGGAUCCUACUGCCAUAUGGUCGGAAUAGGUCUAUUUUUACCAAACCCAAUUUUACCCUAUUUGAUUGUUUAGAUGAUGAGUUGAGAUGGAUCCCAGAUGAUACAAUGUCGCCUGAGCACGGUUGGUCUCGAUCCGAAUUUCACAAGUUUCAUUCGGGUCUAGCAAGAAACGACGUACUCGGGAAGCUAUACUACUAUCUCGUAGACGUCAUCACUACCUUCCGCGACCAAAUCCAUAGUCUUGACAUUAAAUUUCAUAUCACACAUAGUGAAACCCGUCAUUUAGUAGGCCCUUUGCGCGCUGACCGACCAUUCGACCGAAUACUGGUCUCCGGUAUAGACGAAAACUAUAUACCGAUAGAUUUUACCGGAUGGCUUGGCACAUUUCUCAAGCCCUCGAAUCCCCACGCGACUCUUAUAGCGCCAUACAGGCAGCCACUAAAAUGCCCCGAUAUACUGUGUGGUGGUGGUGAUAUCUUCUGUUUCCACGAAAUAUUUAAAUGCGACAGAACCAAUCUCCCAGGAAAAUGCACUGACAAGGACUAUAACACUCUACAGGCUCGCGAAGUAGAGUUUCUAGAAGGCGAUAACUUUGAGCGGAUAUUUACUACGUACCUACCCCUUUUUUAUCGCCCCACUCGCCUUUGGCGUGGUAUUGACUUAUUGCUUUCUAGGAACUUGUCGUUGGAUGUCUUCGGGGGUGAUUGGAGGACCGGCGGCAUCGACGUGAAAAAAACCAACACUAUCGUCGAACAAUGGCCAUAUCGUUCCGUAAAGAAAGGAUCCAGAAGGAUCGGUGCUUCGGGAAAUAUGCAGGCGUAUUUGGCAGAGGACAGGUAUCCGGCGUUGAGAUACAUCGAAUGGGAGCGUGUGGGAGACCCGGACCCUGACAUACUUGACUCGCAGUCAAUAGAAGAUGGGCUAUGCUACAGGCACUGGUGGGGAUCUGUCCGUUAGAGGGCUGUGGUUAUUUGGUAUUGGUAUUGGGAUAGCGUAGGCCCAGCGUGAGAUAUUAAUAUUGAAGUGAGAAAAGGGGUUGACGGCCUCGUUAUGGAUAGCGGGAUUAUUAACUCGAUACUUUUUUUAAUGGUAAAAGCUUUUUCGCAG
Hypoxylon trugodes is the source of this 2025-nucleotide messenger RNA. RefSeq lists its product as uncharacterized. The record is from RefSeq and is a predicted model, not a curated record. NCBI's taxonomy places the organism in Eukaryota, Fungi, Ascomycota, Sordariomycetes, Xylariales, Hypoxylaceae. Bases 385 to 1875 code for a protein of 496 amino acids. The transcript has 3 exons.